AUGGAUCCCCCAAAGCAGCCGCCGCAGGCGAUCCAGCGUAAGCCGCUGCAGCGCAAGCCCUUGCCGAAUCUCCCCCCACAACACCACGACGAACGACAGCUUCCUCCGACGCCGACAUCAGCUGGCCCUCUACCUCCUCCGACUGGACCUCCUCCUGCAUAUGAAGUGUUUCCAGGGCAGGGCCAGAGCGUGGUCAGAUCUGCCAGCCCGGCCAAUGUCGCAGCUCUGACGCCGCGGCUCAACCAGCUUCAGUUGAACGAUGCCGCGGCGGGCCCGAACAGCUACGACAUCCGAGUGGCGCCUCCGCGGCAAGGCACCGCAUCGACGACAACGGCAAGCACGGCCACGAGCGCCUCCUUUCUGGCCAACCCUCCUCUGCCCCGGCGGCCAGGUGCUGGCCAGUUUGCGCCUGGGAUCACGGCCAGUCCUGGUCCAUUGACGCCGGCCAGCACCAUGAGCACGACGAUGACGACCCUAUCGCCUACUGAAGGUCAUUCUCCCGCUGCAUCACCGACGGCCCAGAAAGAAGGACCCUCCAUCUGGAAGACAGCCUUUGACGAGACCCGUUUCUUUGCCGGUGGCUUGCUCGCCAAGCCCUACGAGUCCACCAAACACUACACCGUCGUGCGCCACUCGGCCGGCCUCGUCAUGUACCGCGGACCCACCACCAACGUCGUUGUCACCGUCUUCUCGACCCCCGACCACCCCAUUGUCCCCGCCCAGCGCACCGUCUGGCUGCAGCGCCGCGGCUACUCGGGCGACACGGGCCUGCGCCUCAAGACCUUGGUCGGUGCCAGCGGCAGCUGGCUCGACGUGACGCCCGAGCGCGCCGCCUUGGCUUCGGCUCUGCCAACCGCCGACGAGCGCGGCUACCAGCGCGACAUUGCCAAGAUCAUGAAGAAGACGAGCGGCAAGCACAUGGAAAAGGCCCUGGCCAAGCGCCAGCCGCGGGAGACGCUGGUCGUGCGCAUCCCGGCCGCGUGUGCAGACGGCUACUUUCGGCUGGUUGUGUGCUCGGGCGGCCGCAGCGCCGACGCUUCUUCCUCCACCGCCCCCCCUUCUGACCCCGGAAAACGCAAAGUCCUCUGCGGCAGCCCCGUCUUCCGCGUCGCCAGCACGUCCACGGACGCGAGCAUCUUCCGGGGCGCCAGCCUGACCACGCUGCCCAUGGAGGCCGGCGUCAAGAUUGCCUCCAUGAUCAGCACCAACUACGUCUCCAACGUCGCCGCGCCCAUCGUCUCCACCGUCCAGGACAAGGUCAGCAAGUACCAGCCCGGCACCGUCAGCACGCUGGCCGCCCAGACGGCCUACGACAAUUCUGUGCUGGCCACCAAAGUCGACGAGGCCGGCCAGGCGUAUGGCCAGCGCCGCGAGGCGGCCUACCAAGCGUACACGUUCGACAAGGACGGGGACGGGGACGACGACGACGCACCACCCCAAGUGAUUGGCCCCGACAGUGGGCCCCAGCCGCCGUUCCCGCUCGUGUUCCAGGGCCGCGUCGUCCGCGGCACCGGGCGCAGCGCCGCCGAGCGCGGCGUGCCCACGGCCAACCUGGCCGACGUGCCCGACGACGUGCGCCUGCGCCUGCGCGGCGUCUACUUUGGCUGGGCGUCCGUCGUCCGCAGCAGCAAUGGCGGUAAGGCGACGGCCGACGACGGCCGCCUGCCGUCCGACUGGAUCGAGGCCGUCGUCACGGUGGCGCCCUCGCCCUGGCGCCAGGGUGCCGCCUCUGCCUCUGCUCCUGCCUCCACGACGACGACGUCCCUGUCCGUCGUGGCCAGGAACGACGUCGUCGUCCACCUGCUCUACGACCUGGCCGGCGCGUCGCUCGUCGAUGCCAAGGCGAAACUGAAGGUGCUGUUGCUGGGGUUUUUACGGGCGUCGUCGUUGGCCGGCGACCCCACCGCCGACCCGGACCCCGCCGCCGACGCGGCCCUCGUCGUCAGCAGCCUGAGCCGCGCCGCCUGGGGCGCCGCGGCCACCCUCGACCGCAUGGCGUCCGACCGGAAGAGCCGCAGCCUCUCGGAUAAGUACGCCGACACCCGCGGCAAAGUCCAAAAACACGUCGACCGCAUCCCGCUGCACUGGGCCGGGGUGCGCACCGAAGCGGGUGAGAUGCGGGACCACCUGUACGGGAACGGCGGCUUUUACAUUACGAGGUAG
This is a messenger RNA of Sporothrix schenckii 1099-18, 2163 nucleotides long. Its product is annotated as and nb-arc domain containing protein. The coding region runs from base 1 to 2163 and encodes 720 amino acids. Lineage: Eukaryota; Fungi; Ascomycota; Sordariomycetes; Ophiostomatales; Ophiostomataceae. Gene Ontology annotation, molecular function: riboflavin kinase activity. Gene Ontology annotation, biological process: riboflavin biosynthetic process; FMN biosynthetic process. The transcript has a single exon. The record is from RefSeq and is a predicted model, not a curated record. Gene Ontology annotation, cellular component: mitochondrion.